Gryllus bimaculatus (two-spotted cricket) is the source of this 747-nucleotide messenger RNA. The record is from the annotation of a GenBank genome assembly. Lineage: Eukaryota; Metazoa; Arthropoda; Insecta; Orthoptera; Gryllidae.
AUGAACUCUAACGAUGAUUUGACAGACAAGUCUCACAAGUUGGUAAGACAGCUGCAUUGGAAGUGCGAUGAACAAUACACGGAUUGCGAGACCUCCAUCUUGAGAAUUUCGGCGGGUUCCUCUGCAGGCGGAGGCGCCGAGGCCGCGUGGGAGGCGUGCGUCGGCGGCGAGGCGUGGCGAGGGCGGGAGCCGGUGGACGUGGGGGCGGUGCCAUGGCGAUGGAUGCGUCGGCGCCCAGGGGAGUUGGAGGAGCGGUGCGUCGGCGUGGGCAGCGGCGUAGCAGCGCUGGCGGGGCGAGGGCGGCGGGAUGAUCCAGGGAGGUCGAGCAGCGCAGGAAGGACGACGCGACGCCCACGGGACUCCAGUGACAAUCGCCGCCCAGCCCGCUCUCCACCUGCCACCAUGGUCCACUUAUCGCAUUUCGCUACUCUGCUGUCCGGGCUGCUGCUGCUAGCGGCGCUGGGGCGGCUGGGAGGCGCCGACGCCUGCGACAUCUGCGGCCGCGAGUGCAUGGGCUCCUGCGGAGACACGCGCACCUUCGUCACCUGCUGCUACAAUUACCUGCGCAAGCGCGGCGUGGGGCCGGUGGGCACCGCCCCGCUGGGGCUGGCGCCGCUGGCGGCGGCCGCCUCCGACUACGCGGGGCCCGCUCCGCCACCGCCCGCCCUGCGGCCCCGCGCCGCCGCCUUCCACCUGCGGCCGCCCUCCCCGCCCGCCGCCGCCGCCGUCGCUCUUUACGACGAUUGA